UCCAGAUUAAUCCUAACUUGUUCGAACUUUAACCCCCUCGUUUCGUCGUUAAAUAUCUUCGUCACUCCUACUUAGCUCCUCUGUAUCCUGGCUAUCUGGUUUUCUUUUUUUCAAAGAAGGAUCUUAAGAUACGCUGAUCUUCUGCUUUGCUUCCAAUCAUAUGGGGCUGCUUGACCAGUUGUGGGACGACACCGUUGCAGGUCCCCGACCCGAUAACGGCCUCGGCAAGCUCCGAAAGCACUCCACUUUCACUUUCAGGCCUAACUCCGCCAAGGAAUCAGAUGGCGGGAGUGUGAGAUCCUACUGUGAUGAGACGUCGGAGAAAGCGACGAGAGUGACACGUACUAUUAUGAUCGUAAAACCGCCGGGUCACCCGAGCGGAUCGCCUCCGGUAUCGCCAGCGGGGUCGACUCCUCCGGUAUCUCCUUUUUCUGGCAGAGAGUCGUAUCGGUUUCGGAGAAGGUCUACAUCGGAUGCGUACGAGAAGUCCAACGAGGUUGGACCCGGGAGCCCUCGUCCUCCUAACGACGUGUGAGAUAUGAACCUCUUUCCACUCGGCAACAAAUCAAUGUUGGUUUCUACGUCUUUGCAGCUUUAAGUUUGUGUAUGUCAAGCUCGGUUUGGUACUGUUUGCAUGCGUAGAUCUUUUGGAUGUGUAAUGUUAGACUGGAGUUGAAAAGCUGUAAUUAUAUAUGUAGAGAUGGUAAUCUACGUACGUACAUGUGCGUAUAUGUAUACGUAGUUUGCUACCUGUAUAUAGAGCUUGUAUCGUUUCCCUCUGCAGUUUGUUGAAUCUAUGGACGACAUUCUCUAGCUUGUUUUUAAGGAAUCAAGACAAAAUCUUUGCGUUAUCAGAAAUUUCCUGUGGUUGAACCAAUGGCUUAAGUUCCAUCUUGUUUCAUGAUGAAGCUGCAAAUUUAUAACACAGGAUUCAUCGGGGAGAUGUUCAAAUAUAAUUGCUUAAGUAGCAAGAUUUAACUUUGGUUUGGUAAUUGGAACGGUUGACUUAUGAAUCACAUAUGAUUAAUUUCUUGUUUACAGUUUGGUAAAAAAGCUGUUUUGUUUGAGCUUGUAUUUGUUGCUCACUCCAAGGAAUCUCAAAUUC
Durio zibethinus is the source of this 1105-nucleotide messenger RNA. Its product is annotated as dormancy-associated protein homolog 3-like. The record is from RefSeq and is a predicted model, not a curated record. Lineage: Eukaryota; Viridiplantae; Streptophyta; Magnoliopsida; Malvales; Malvaceae.